Molecule: messenger RNA, 522 nt
Organism: Kalmanozyma brasiliensis GHG001
Lineage: Eukaryota; Fungi; Basidiomycota; Ustilaginomycetes; Ustilaginales
Product: Redoxin
Exons: 2
Coding region: 1-522 (173 amino acids)
Biological process (GO): hydrogen peroxide catabolic process; cellular response to oxidative stress; cell redox homeostasis
Cellular component (GO): peroxisome; mitochondrion; cytosol
Molecular function (GO): thioredoxin peroxidase activity
Source: RefSeq, a predicted model, not a curated record
AUGUCUUCUUUCACCGACAAGAUCAAGGCUGCCGUUUCGGGCGAUGUCAAGGAGGGUGCCAAGAUCCACACUGGCAUCAAGCUCAAGGAGAACAACCCUGAGAACGCCGACGUUUCGCUCGACGGUCUUUCGGGCAAGGCCAUCAUCGUUGGUGUUCCCGGUGCCUUCACUCCUCCUUGCUCGUCGCAGGUGCCCGGCUACAUCCAGCACGCCGACGAGUUCAAGUCCAAGGGUGUCUCCGACAUCUACAUUGUGGCCGUCAACGACCAGUUCACCGUCAAGGCAUGGAAGGAGAAGCUUGGAGGCGACAAGGCUUCCAACGUUCACUUCCUUGCCGAUGACACUGGUGCCUUCACCAAGGCUGUCGGCCAGGACUUCGACGCCAGCGGUCUGCUCGGCAACCACCGCUCCAAGCGCUACGCAUUCGUCGUCGAGGAUGGCGUCGUCAAGAAGGCGUACGUCGAGGACGAGGCCCCCAGCGUCACUGUCACCGCCGCCGAGAACGUUCUCAAGAACCUCUAA